Molecule: messenger RNA, 1407 nt
Organism: Penicillium alfredii
Lineage: Eukaryota; Fungi; Ascomycota; Eurotiomycetes; Eurotiales; Aspergillaceae
Product: secretory pathway gdp dissociation inhibitor
Exons: 8
Coding region: 1-1407 (468 amino acids)
Biological process (GO): vesicle-mediated transport; protein transport; small GTPase-mediated signal transduction
Cellular component (GO): cytoplasm
Molecular function (GO): Rab GDP-dissociation inhibitor activity
Source: RefSeq, a predicted model, not a curated record
AUGGAAGAGAUCGCCCCGGAGUACGAUGUGGUGGUGCUCGGCACUGGCCUGACCGAGUGUGUGUUGUCUGGUGUCCUGAGUGUGAAGGGCAACAAGGUCCUCCACAUCGAUCGCAAUGACCACUACGGAGCCGAGGCAGCCUCUGUCAACAUUGAGACACUGUUCAAGAAAUAUGGCAACGUCCGCCCCGGCGAGGAGCCCUGGAAGAAAUACGGGAGGGUCAACGACUGGAACAUCGACUUGGUCCCGAAGCUUCUGAUGGCCAACGGAGAGUUGACAAACAUUCUGGUGUCCACGGAUGUCACGCGGUACCUCGAGUUCAAGCAGAUCGCCGGCAGCUACGUCCAGCAAGGCAAGGGUCCCAAGGCGACCGUGGCCAAGGUGCCCUCGGACUCCGGCGAAGCGCUGCGAUCCUCCCUGAUGGGUUUGUUUGAAAAACGUCGGGCCAAGAAGUUCCUCGAGUGGGUCGGUGAAUUUAAGGAGGAUGACUCUGCCUCGCACCAGGGACUAAACAUCGGCUCUUGCACGAUGAAGGACGUUUACGACAAGUUCGGAAUCGAAGAUAACACCCGUGACUUCGUCGGUCACUCCAUGGCCCUGUAUCAAUCGGACGAGUACAUCACCAAGCCUGGCAUGGCCGUCGAGACUAUCAACCGCAUCCGCCUGUAUGUUAACUCGAUGGCCCGUUACGGCAAGUCGCCGUAUAUCUACCCUCUCUACGGCCUGGGUGAGCUCCCCCAGGGCUUUGCUCGUCUGUCGGCUAUCUAUGGCGGCACCUACAUGUUGAACACCGACAUCGACGAGGUGUUGUACGAUGACAGCGGAAAGGUUUCGGGUAUCAAGGCGACCAUGAAGGACCGUGAUGACCAGUCCACCGCUAUGAAAUUCGAAACCAAGACAAAGAAGAUCAUCACCGAUCCGUCCUACUUCCCGAGCAAGGCCAAGAUCACUGGAUAUCUGUUGAAGGCGAUCUGCAUUCUGAAGCACCCCAUCGAAAAGACCGACGGCAGCGAUUCGCUGCAGCUGAUUAUUCCUCAGUCCCAGGUUGGGCGCAAGCACGAUGUUUACAUCGCCAUGGUCUCGGCCGCGCACAACGUCUGCCCCAAGGGCUACUACAUUGCGAUUGUUUCUACCAUCGCUGAGAACGACGCGAACCACCAUCUGGAACUCGAGCCCGGCUUCGAGCGCUUGGGUGAGAUCGAAGAGAAGUUCAUGGGCCCUCCGAUCCCACUCUACGAGCCCCUGGAGAGCGGCAAGCAGACCAACAUCUUCAUGUCGAAGAGCUACGACGCCACGUCGCAUUUCGAAACCACUACCGAUGAUGUGCGGGACGUGUACCGUCGCGCGACUGGCGAGGAACUGGUGGUUGAGGGCCUUCGGGAGGAUCAGCAGCUUGCUCAGGAGUAA